Molecule: messenger RNA, 2650 nt
Organism: Phasianus colchicus (ring-necked pheasant)
Lineage: Eukaryota; Metazoa; Chordata; Aves; Galliformes; Phasianidae
Gene: PTPN9
Product: protein tyrosine phosphatase non-receptor type 9
Biological process (GO): protein dephosphorylation
Molecular function (GO): protein tyrosine phosphatase activity
Source: RefSeq, a predicted model, not a curated record
GCGGCGGCGGCCCAACCCCCAGCCGAGCGGCGCGGCGCUUCCCGGGGCGAGCGGAACUUCCCGGCGCUUUGCGAUCCUUACACAUUUUUUUUUUUUAACGUUUUUAUUUUAUUUUCAUUUUCAGAUUUUUAUUUGUAUUUCGUUUUCAUUUUUUUUUUUAAUCUCAUUUUCUCCUUUCCUUUCUUAUUCCGUUUCCAUUCUUUGCUCCAUCUAUAUCCCAUCUCCCCACUCCCUUCCCCAUCCUCUCUUCCCUCCCCGCUCACGGCCGCGGACACCCCGGGGCGGAGCCGCCGCCGCCGCCGCCGAGCGGCCGCCAGGGAGGGGCGGGUGCCCGCAGCGCCGCCGCUCCGGGGAUGGGCUCCGCCGCCUAGCACGGCCCGCCCGGCCCGGCCGCAGCAUGGCCGCGGAGCUGAGCGCCGAGGAGGAGCAGGCCACCAAGCAGUUCCUGGAAGAGAUCAACAAGUGGACGGGCCAGUACAAUGUGUCCCCGCUCUCCUGGAAUGUGGCUGUCAAGUUCCUCAUGGCCCGCAAGUUCGACGUCCUGCGGGCCAUUGAGCUCUUCCACUCCUACCGGGUACGUAUGGGGUGCGGUUCGUGGGGUCACACAUCCCCGUGUGUCCCUGAGUGUCACGCUGGGGGUCACGCUGUGUCCCUGCCGCAGGAGACGCGGCUCAAGGAGGGCAUCGUGAAGCUGAAGCCGCACGAGGAGCCGCUGCGCUCGGAGCUGCUCAGCGGCAAGUUCACCAUCCUGGUAGGUGCACGGUGCGGUGCGGCACAGCGCGGUGCUGCCUGCAGGCACGCCGUGACCUCGCUUUCUCCCCAGAGCGUUCGGGACCCCUCGGGGGCCUCCAUCGCCCUGUUCACGGCCAAGCUGCACCACCCCAGCCGCAGCGUGCAGCACGUGGUGCUCCAGGCGCUCUUCUACCUGCUGGACAGGGCCGUGGAGAGUUUCGAGACGCAGAGGAACGGGCUGGUGUUCAUCUACGACAUGGCGGGCUCGCAGUACACCAACUUUGAGCUGGACCUCAGCAAGAAGAUCCUCAACCUGCUGAAGGGCGCUUUCCCAGCGAGGCUGAAGAAGGUGUUCAUCGUGGGAGCACCCAUGUGGUUCCGUGUGCCCUACUCCAUCAUCAGCCUGCUGCUGAAGGAGAAGCUGCGUGAGAGGGUGCAGAUGGUGAAGAUGUCGGAGCUGAAGGAGCACCUGCCCCGCGAGUGCCUGCCCGAGACCCUCGGCGGGUGCCUCAAGCUGGACCCACUCAGCUGGAACUGCCGCUUCUUACCGCAGCAGAACGGGCACCCCGACCCCCUGGAUGAGCUUAUCCUGGUGCCGUUGGUGACCCCCCGCGACAACGGCUCGCUCCAUGUGCCCGGCCCCAAGGCCCUCACCCCGCAGGAGCUGCUGGAGCACGUCAGCCGCAAGCAGAAGCGCGGCAUCUAUGAGGAGUAUGAGGACAUCCGGCGCCGGAGCCCAGCUGGGACCUUCGUCUGCUCCUUGGCGCCCUACAACCAGGAGAAGAACCGUUAUGGAGACGUGCCCUGCCUGGACCAGACCCGUGUGAAGCUGGCCAAGCCCUACAGCCGCCCAGAGCUGACCGACUACAUCAAUGCCAGCUUCAUGGAUGGCUACAAGCAGAGGAAUGCGUACAUCGGGACACAGGGGCCCCUGGAGAACACCUAUGGUGACUUCUGGCGCAUGGUGUGGGAACAGAAUGUCCUGGUGAUCGUGAUGACGACUCGGCUGGAGGAGGGGGGCAGGAGGAAGUGCGGCCAGUACUGGCCCCUGGAGAAGGAUUUCCAGAUGCGCUUCGGGGCGCUGACCAUCACCAACCUGGGCGUGGAAAACCUCAGCCAUUACAAGAAAACCAUCCUAGAGAUCCACAGUGCCGAGGGCAAGGAGCGGCGAUUGCUCUCCCACUUCCAAUACCUGAGCUGGCCGGAUUACGGCGUGCCCUCAUCGGCAGCCACGCUCAUUGACUUCCUGGGGGCCGUGAAGCAGCAGCAGCGCGUGGCUGUCAGUGCGUUGGGACCGCGUUUCAAGGGGCACCCGGGGGGCCCUCCGCUCGUGGUGCAUUGCAGCGCCGGCAUCGGCAGGACGGGUACCCUGUGCGCUCUGGACAUCUGCCUGUCGCAGCUGCAGGACGUGGGCACGCUGGACAUCCAGCAGACGGUGCAGCGCAUGAGGACGCAGCGUGCCUUCAGCAUCCAGACCCCGGAGCAGUAUUUCUUCUGUUACAGCGCAGUGCUGGAGCACGCCCAGCGCCGCGGCCUGCUGCCUGCCGCCCAGAAGGGCUCUGCUGGGCACUGACACAGCCCUGCCAGCUGGGAACUGUGCCUUACUUCAAGCAAGCGAGCCCGGGGCUGGAGGAGGCUCGGGGAAAAGGGUGUCGGGGUGGUUUUAUUUUGUAAUUUUUUUUUUUUUUCUUCUCUCGGUGGGACCAUCUAGACCUGUACGCAGAGCCUUGAGGGCGUGCGUUCCCAGCACGGCUGCAUCGGGAACUUUAUACUGUAUUAAGCUCUUCGAAUGUGUAUAUUCUUAUUUUUUUAUAAUCCUGGAGCGUGGGGGAGGAGCUUUUCGUUGUGGGGUUGGUUUUUUUUUUUGGUUUUUUGUUUUCUUGUGGUAUUUAACAUUAAGCGAGCAGACGAGGAGCGA